AAAGAAAGAAAGAGAAAGAAAUGAAAAGAAUAAGGAAUAUAGCCUAUGUUGAAAUGGCUUGCCAUAGGUUGGCUCUCAAUAGUCUAGAGUCUAGACCCUAGUCUAGAGGUACACUGACAGUGCCCUUUGCAAAGAGGUCACAUACACACUGUACGGACUCUACAAUCGCACCUGUGCUCUCUGUUCAGCGCAAUGGCUUAUUAAAGUGUCAAAAGAGGGAUCGCGCGAAGAAAGAGAGCACCUGUGCUACGUCACUCCGCCCUACUUAGAACUCCACGAGCGAUUUGUACUUCCUCAAACGGCUCAAUCACUAAAGCAAGCAGGCGUCUCAGAGAAGAGUCUGCUUCUUCCGGAGCAGAGGCUGAGGGGUGUUUCUGAGGGUUGCCAUGGCCCCUUUCCUGAGGAUUGCGUUUAAUGCCUAUGAUCUUGGCACAUUCUCACCAAUGGCUGAGGCACCAUUCUGUGCCAUCAAAAUGAAAGAAGCUCUCAGCACUGAACGAGGAAAAACAUUGAUCCAGAAGAAGCCCACCAUGUAUCCUGCUUGGCGAUCAACAUUUGAUGCACAUAUUUAUGAGGGACGUGUCAUACAAAUCUUACUCAUGAGAACCGCAGAGGAACCUUUAGCAGAAGUUACUGUGGGUGUGUCUGUGUUGGCAGAAAAAUGCAAGAAGGCAAAUGGACGUGCAGAGUUUUGGGUUGAUUUGCAGCCUUCAGGGAAGGUUAUGAUGUCUGUACAGCUCUUUUUGGAAGAUUCAGAUACAGACUGUCGUCAGUCAGUAGUAUUGGAAGACGAGGCACCAACACUCAAUCGCCGUCGUGGAGCAAUUAAACAGGCGAAGAUUCACUUCAUCAAAAACCAUGAGUUCAUUGCCACCUUCUUCAGACAGCCCACCUUCUGCUCUGUCUGCAGAGAUUUUGUUUGGGGUCUUAACAAGCAAGGUUACAAGUGUAGACAAUGCAAUGCCGCUAUCCACAAGAAGUGUAUUGAUAAAAUUAUUGGAAGGUGCACAGGCACUGCAGCCAAUAGUCGAGAAACUAUGUUUCAGAAGGAACGUUUUAAGAUUGACAUGCCACAUCGAUUUAAGACCUACAACUACAUGAGCCCCACCUUUUGUGACCAUUGCGGUAGUCUGCUGUGGGGUCUUGUCAAACAGGGCCUCAAAUGUGAGGACUGCUCCAUGAAUGUCCAUCAUAAGUGCCAGACUAAAGUGGCCAACCUGUGUGGCAUCAACCAGAAACUAUUGGCAGAGGCUCUUACCCAAGUCUCAAGUAAAUCCACCAAGCGACCUGAAAGCAACGCGCAGAGCAACUCACAGGAUGUUGGUGUUUACCAGGUUUUUAAUAAAAGUCCUGAUGUUAAUGUAGAUGGGGCUCCUUGUGGUCAUCUGUGGGAGGGUUCGAGUCCUCGUCCCUCCUCACGCAUCACCCACCAAACACGUAUCACUGCUGAGCAUUUCAUUUUCCAUAAAGUCCUGGGCAAGGGAAGCUUUGGCAAGGUGCUGUUGGCUGAACUAAAGGGCACUAAGGAAUGGUUUGCUGUGAAGGCAUUGAAGAAAGAUGUGGUGUUAAUGGAUGAUGAUGUAGAGUGCACUAUGGUAGAAAAACGAGUGCUGGCUCUCGCCUGGGAAAAUCCGUUUCUUACACACACCUACUCCACUUUUCAGACCAAGGAGCACUUAUUCUUUGUGAUGGAGUAUCUGAAUGGAGGAGACUUGAUGUUUCAUAUACAGGAAAAUGGGCGUUUUGAUCUGUACAGAGCCACGUUCUAUGCAGCUGAAAUAGUGUGUGGCCUGCAGUUUCUCCAUUCCAAAGGCAUUAUUUACAGGGAUAUCAAGCUGGAUAAUGUGAUGUUAGAUGGAGAAGGCCAUGUAAAAAUAGCUGAUUUUGGAAUGUGUAAGGAGAAUGUGUUUGGGGACAAUCGGGCCACAACCUUCUGUGGAACUCCAGAUUAUAUCGCUCCUGAGAUUCUGUUGGGUCAGCAGUACUCAUUCUCAGUAGACUGGUGGUCGCUUGGCGUGUUGGUGUAUGAGAUGCUGAUUGGUCAGUCUCCUUUCCAUGGUGAUGAUGAGGACGAGCUGUUUGAAUCAAUCCGAAUGGACACACCUCAUUAUCCCCGCUGGAUCACAGUGGAUACUAGAGACAUGCUAGAAAGGCUGUUUGAGCGUGACCCAUCACGUCGUUUAGGGGUUGUGGGUAAUAUACGAGGCCACCUAUUCUUCAAGACUGUCAACUGGUCUGCUUUAGAAAGGAGAGAAGUUGAGCCCCCCUUCAAACCAAAAGUGAAAGGUCCAAAUGACUGCAGUAACUUUGACCGGGAGUUUUUGAGUGAGAAGCCCCGUCUCUCACACUGCGAGAAAGGCCUGAUUGAAUCCAUGGACCAGAGCGCUUUUGCUGGGUUCUCGUUCAUUAACCCAAAAAUGGAGCAUCUUCUACAAAAAUGACAUACAAUGUAGUCAAAAAGAAAAAGAUCUAUUAUGUGCAUGUGAUUGUAGUAUUGAGCCAGUUUAUUGCUUCAACCAAACCAACCAUGAGCACUCUCUCAACACUUCCUUUCAAAUGACUGAACUCUAACCUUCUAAGACACGACAGGCCUUUUGUAACCUGAUAUAUGUUUUGAGCCUUCUCAUGGUGCAUCAGUGAGAUUGCAGUCUUGUUGCAUUUUAAGGUGCCCCAAUCUCAGUGCAAUUUUAAACUUGUCCUCUCGAAGUUAGGAUGUCUUAAAAUAACUUUGCUGGGUUAGUACAAACUUGACAGUUGAAUGCAGGGAGUGUGCUGUUGGUUCUGUUUGGGAAAAGAACAAUUCAAAGAAAUGUACAAAAACAUUAGUUCAGAGAUUAUAUACAAGUGUUUAAAUCAAUAUGUGCAUGCUACAGUCAUGGAUUAUUUCGUGCAUUUCUGCUGUGAUAUGGGUAAUUAUGUUUGAACAAAGGAUUGACCUGAAUUUGUGUUGAAUGUGUGCUUUGUAAGUGUUGUGUAUAUAUUGUAUUUUAAAUAGUUUGAAAACAAUGUGUAUAUCUGGUACAGAAACAUAGCUAUCUUUAGCUCAGAGAGUCAUCUGUUUGAGUUUUAGUGUGUAUAUUGUUGCAUUUUAAAGUGUUUUUAUAAAAUGUACUGGAGAGACCACAUGAUCAAAUGCUGUACAUGAUUCUGUCUUGCAAUGAGAAACUUCACAUGGUCCAAUAAACAUUUUGAUGGUGAAAAAAAAAAA
Messenger RNA from Cyprinus carpio (common carp), 3208 nucleotides. Its product is annotated as protein kinase C delta type-like. Gene Ontology annotation, biological process: protein phosphorylation. The record is from RefSeq and is a predicted model, not a curated record. Gene Ontology annotation, molecular function: ATP binding; diacylglycerol-dependent serine/threonine kinase activity. NCBI's taxonomy places the organism in Eukaryota, Metazoa, Chordata, Actinopteri, Cypriniformes, Cyprinidae.